Prunus armeniaca (apricot) is the source of this 219-nucleotide messenger RNA. The record is from the annotation of a GenBank genome assembly. Lineage: Eukaryota; Viridiplantae; Streptophyta; Magnoliopsida; Rosales; Rosaceae.
AUGGAGAGUGGAAAUGGAACCAAUAAGGGUUCUGAGUCAUCAGCUUCUGCUUCAUUUCAACAUUCUGGAAAGCUUGUGUGUGGUUCAAAUGUCAACCGGCCCAUGAAUGAAACCCCAAAAGUUUCCCCAAACAACAGCAGUAGGCAAGAGCCCUCUCACAAGGAUGAAGAGCCAGAGUUGCAAGCAUUCACAGGGAAGAAAUAUACCCUGAAAUGGUGA